AUGCAUGGGCUUCCGACAAUAAACCUUCACUUUGAUAGUUUGAAACUGGGGUUUGUUGAGCGUCCUGAUUAUCAGAAUCUAGGGGUUUUAUCGGAUCUAGGGAUUGAGGAGGCGGGGGCUCUCUCUGAUAGGCUUUGGGCAAAGGAAUCGGAUAUGGAUGUGGAGAGAGAAAAAUUAGGGUUUGGAUUUGGGGAUGAGGCGAAGGAUUGCUGGAGUGGUGUGGGGGUCGUGAGGAAGUGGCAGACUGGGGUGCUGGAUGGCGUUCGUAAUGGAUGA
Messenger RNA from Ilex paraguariensis (yerba mate), 276 nucleotides. The record is from the annotation of a GenBank genome assembly. Lineage: Eukaryota; Viridiplantae; Streptophyta; Magnoliopsida; Aquifoliales; Aquifoliaceae.